AACCAAAAAAAAAAAACCCAAACAAAAAAAAUCCCCAACCCCUCCCUCAAAAUCUUCUCUUUUCUUCCUAAAACAAGCCCGCCCCGCCGCGCGGCGCGGUGACGUCACGGGCUGCCGCUGUUGUGCGACGUGGCCUUCAGCCGGCAGCGCAGGCGGUAAUCAUGGAUCAGGUAAUGCAAUUCGUGGAACCCAGCCGUCAGUUUGUAAAAGACUCCAUACGACUGGUUAAAAGAUGCACCAAGCCUGACAGGAAAGAGUUCCAGAAGAUUGCCAUGGCAACAGCAAUAGGCUUUGCGAUAAUGGGAUUUAUUGGUUUCUUUGUCAAACUGAUCCAUAUCCCAAUCAACAACAUCAUUGUAGGUGGCUGAAUAUUCAUUGUGAAGAACAAGACGUUGUGACGCUUGCUGCAAGGAUUUCACAGCUUUAACUUGUUUGCUAUUAAACAAGCUCAGUUUGGGUUUUCAAA
Messenger RNA from Falco peregrinus (peregrine falcon), 466 nucleotides. It is a transcript of the gene SEC61G, whose product is annotated as SEC61 translocon subunit gamma. NCBI's taxonomy places the organism in Eukaryota, Metazoa, Chordata, Aves, Falconiformes, Falconidae. Gene Ontology annotation, cellular component: Ssh1 translocon complex; membrane. Gene Ontology annotation, biological process: post-translational protein targeting to membrane, translocation; protein targeting. The transcript has 4 exons. Gene Ontology annotation, molecular function: transmembrane protein transporter activity. The record is from RefSeq and is a predicted model, not a curated record. The coding region runs from base 162 to 368 and encodes 68 amino acids.